AUGAGUUCUUGGGCUUGGUCGAGGAAGCCGAGCGAUACCGCUGAAUUAGCCGAGUGGAAUAUUCUCAUCGACAGGCUGGAUUUAAUUCAGUUAUCUGAUAAUAAGGAUAAAUGGUCUUGGCUGGGAGGAGAUUGCUCGGAAUUUUCGGUGAAGACUGUAAAAGAAUUCCUUAAUAGUGGUAAAGAUUUCAGUGAAAAGUAUGUUUUUAGUUGGUCAAAAUGGGUUCCAAAGAAGAUUAACAUCUUCAUAUGGAGAGCCAUUUUGGAUCGUUUGCCUACGCUAACAUCCCUUAAAGCUCGGAACUGCUAUUCUGGUGAUUUGAGCUGUUGUAUGUGUGAAGAUGGUGAGGAAUCAGUUACUCAUUUGCUGUGUUCCUGCAGUAUAGCGAGUCGUGUGUGGCAACAUAUAGAGAUAUGGUGUAAGGUGAAUCGAUUUUUUGCUUUUUCGGUUAAGGAUCUCAUCGAAUUCCCGAACUUUUGUGGUCUCAGAUCUAAAGUGAAGGAGGCCCUCAAAGAUACCGGUCAAAAGAUAGGUCGAUUAGAUGGGAAGACUGGUGUCGUUUUAAUAUAA
Molecule: messenger RNA, 570 nt
Organism: Helianthus annuus (common sunflower)
Lineage: Eukaryota; Viridiplantae; Streptophyta; Magnoliopsida; Asterales; Asteraceae
Exons: 2
Coding region: 1-570 (189 amino acids)
Source: RefSeq, a predicted model, not a curated record